AUGACACAUAUCAUCAAUUUAGUUGUCCAGGAUGGCUUAAAAGAUGUGAAUGAUUCAGUGAUGAAAGUACGAGAUGCAGUAAGAUAUAUCAGGAGUUCUCUAGCUAGGUUGAAGAGAUUUAAGGAGUGUGUGCUUCAUGAAAAAAUUGAAAGCAAAUCUUCAUUAUGUUUAGAUGUGCUAACUAGAUGGAAUUCAACGUACAUGAUGUUGAAUACAGCUCAAAAAUAUGAAAGGGCAUUUGAGAGGUACGAGUCACAAGAUCCCAUGUUUAAGAUUGAUAUGGGAGAGAAUGACAUACUUGACUAUUAUGAUUGGACACAAGUUAGGAAGAUGGCAGAUAUGUUAGCUCAUUUUUAUGAGCUCACUUUGCGUAUCUCAGGCUCUAGGUAUGUCACAUCAAACCUAUUUUUCAGUGAGAUCAGUGACUUAGCCUUUAUUUUAAACCAAUGGAUUAAUAGCAAUGAUCUUGAUAUGAAAUCUAUGUGGGAAAGAAUGAGGGUUAAAUUUGACAAGUAUUGGGGAGAUGUGGAUAAAAUGAAUAAAAUUAUCUAUUUUGCUGUUGUUCUUGACCCUCGUGACAAAUUUGAGUUUAUGGAGUAUUCUUUCUCCCAAAUGUAUGGUAAAGAGAAAGGUGUAGAGCUAUUCACUAAGGUCAAGAGUUAUUUGUUUGAUUUGUUUAAUGAAUACAAAAAAAUGUAUCAACCUGCUGUUGAGCAAUUCAAUGAUAAUAGUUCACAACAAUUAAGUGGGAGUUGCACUUCUACCGGUUCAAUAAACCCUAAGCCUAAAUUCUUUCUGAAGCAUCACUGCAAGAAGCAGAAGUUGGAGGAAUAUGAUGGGUUUGAUUCAAAAACAGAGUUAGAAGUGUAUCUAAGUGAGGCAAUUCAAGAGGAAAAUGAGGAUUUUGAUGUCAUGAAAUGA
Messenger RNA from Manihot esculenta (cassava), 921 nucleotides. Its product is annotated as zinc finger BED domain-containing protein RICESLEEPER 2-like. The record is from RefSeq and is a predicted model, not a curated record. Gene Ontology annotation, molecular function: DNA binding. Bases 1 to 921 code for a protein of 306 amino acids. NCBI's taxonomy places the organism in Eukaryota, Viridiplantae, Streptophyta, Magnoliopsida, Malpighiales, Euphorbiaceae. The transcript has a single exon.